Messenger RNA from Rhinichthys klamathensis goyatoka, 859 nucleotides. RefSeq names its product immune-related, lectin-like receptor 4 (gene illr4). The transcript has 7 exons. The record is from RefSeq and is a predicted model, not a curated record. The coding region runs from base 8 to 859 and encodes 283 amino acids. Lineage: Eukaryota; Metazoa; Chordata; Actinopteri; Cypriniformes; Leuciscidae.
AUAAGAUAUGUCAUCAGAUUCUCGACAAGACAGAAACAUUAAGUUCCUCUUUUCGUUACCUUCUCAUAAUUUAGUCAUCACAUUUACAUUUGCAUCCUUCCUGAAUCAAAGGCUGAGUAAAAUGUCUUUGGAUGUUGUCUACUCGGAUGUCGUAUUUGUGAAAAGAAACGAGGUUGGCAGUAACGAUCCAGAUCAGAGUCAAUUAGCUUUGCAAAAGACCAAACCAUGUGGUGACUUUGUUCGACUGUUACUAACGGCUCUGUGUGUUCUCCUCACGAGUGGACUGGUCGCACUCAGCUUCCAAUAUGUGUACACAGAGAAAAAGCUUCGAGAUCUUCAGCAGCUCCACUCUGCACUGAAUGAAACCUUCACAGGUAAAUACUCUUAUUACACUGAGAACAUGCAUCGCUGGCAACAAAAACUGUCCAAGGCUCUGGAUGACAGUGCGUGUCCAAAGGAUUGGGAGUAUCAUGCGGGAAAAUGUUACUACUUCUCCUCAAACAGCCUGGACUGGACUAAGAGUCGAGAUACCUGUAUCUCAGAUGGCGGUCAUCUGGUGAUCAUAAACCUCAAAGAUGAACAGGAGUUCCUGAUGAGCAUUAUAACAAUGAAACAUAAAGAGCAGUUCUGGAUUGGCCUGACAGACAAGAAGAAAGAGGGUCAAUGGCUAUGGGUAGACAACUCAGAACUUAGUCUAAGGUACUGGUUUGAAAAUGAACCAGAUAACUGGAGAGUAGAGUACAACACGGGAGAGGACUGUGUUAUCAUCAGACAAGCUGGUCUUAAUAGCUGGUCUGAUGCAGCCUGCAGUAAAUCAUUCAGAAGAAUAUGUGAGACCAGAUCCUCCAGGCAAACAUAA